Molecule: messenger RNA, 642 nt
Organism: Armigeres subalbatus
Lineage: Eukaryota; Metazoa; Arthropoda; Insecta; Diptera; Culicidae
Product: histone H1-II-like
Exons: 1
Coding region: 1-642 (213 amino acids)
Biological process (GO): negative regulation of DNA recombination; nucleosome assembly; chromosome condensation
Cellular component (GO): nucleosome; nucleus
Molecular function (GO): structural constituent of chromatin; double-stranded DNA binding; nucleosomal DNA binding
Source: RefSeq, a predicted model, not a curated record
AUGUCUGAAGUUGCCGCUGUCACGACGACCGACGCAAUCGCAUCCAACGUUGCUUCACCACGCGCUGGUACGAAGAAAAAGUCGGGAGAAGCUAAACCGAAGCCGAAACUACCACGGACCCAUCCACCGAUGUCGGAAAUGGUGACCACUGCCAUCGAAACGUUGAAAGGUGGACGCCACGGAUCGUCCCUGCAGGCCAUCAAGAAGUAUAUCGGGGCCAACUACAAGUGCGAUGUCGUCAAGUUGGCUCCAUUCCUCCGGAAGGCUCUCCGGGGCGGUGUCGAGAAGGGCACCUUUGUCCAAAUCAAGGGAACGGGUGCUUCCGGAUCGUUCAAGCUGGUGAAGGCAACGGCGGCUGCGGACGCUGCUAGUCACACCAGCCGGAAAGCAAAAGUCCAAGAUGACACCACCAUGAAGACGGCAGCGAAACAGAGGAAGAAGAAGAAGGUGGCAGUGCCCAAGAAAAGCGCCACCGCCGCGAGUGGACGCGUGGGAAAGGCUGCUACCGUCAAGCAGAAGGCCACCAAACACGCGAAAACCAGAUCGCCGCCACCAAAGAAAGCUGCUUCCGCCGCCAAGAAAGCUUCUUCUCCCGCUGCUGUACCGAAAAAGGCUGCCGCUGGUGGUGGUAAGAAGAAGUAA